AUGUCGAAUCAGAUAUAUUUUGCCAAAUAUUCUGGUGUUGAUGUAUAUGAGCUCAUUCAUCCAACAGGCUCUGUCAUGAAAAGAAAGAAAGAUAAUUGGGUUAAUGCUACUCAUAUUCUGAAAGCUGCAAAUUUUGCCAAGGCAAAAAGAACAAGAAUAUUAGAAAGAGAAAUCUUAGGGGAGACCCAUGAGAAGGUUCAAGGUGGCUUUGGAAAAUAUCAAGGUACAUGGGUUCCAUUGGAACUCGCUAUAUCCUUGGCUAGUAAAUUCGAUGUUUAUACCGAAUUGAAACCUUUGUUUGAUUUUGUUCAUAGAGAUGGCGAACCUGAGCCACCAAGGGCACCUAAACAUCAUCAUGCAUCCAGAGCUGAUGGCAGGAAAAAGGCAACAAAGAGUGCUAGUAUGUCUGCACUAAACGAUAAACAAUCCGCUCAUAUCACAAGUUCACUAACAACGUCAUCACCACUUUUAAUAACAACUUCACAACCCUUACUUAUUAAUAUAACAGAUAAACCCACAAAAAAACCUACUGUUUCAAAAUCAACAGUCCCUAGGAAAAGAGGAAGACCACCUUCAAAUUCUAAGAAAAAAGCAGAAGUGAGUCGUGGAUUGAAUAGGUCACAAAGUGAUAUUAGUGUUACACGACCUACAAUGUCAAAUGCUAUAAUAGAUUCUACGCAACUCCUUCAGUCAAAAAUUUCAAAAGUUUUAGAACCAUUAGAAGAACUACAGAAUAAUAAGCAUAACAAUAGUUAUUCAUAUACAAAUAAGACUACUGUUAAUAAUAGUCAUACUGCAUCACUAUCACAACAAGUCCCCAUCAUAACUAGUAAUAGGGUUAUACCUCAUUUUAAAGAACUUGAAAUAAAUGACGGAUUAUCAAGUGACAUUGAAUCAUCACAAAUACAUGAAAGUGAAUUACGUAAAGGAGAUUUUCAACAAUUACGACAACAACAACUUCAACAUAUACAUGGUCCAGAUUCUCCAAAUAUGUCCUCACCCUCGUUACCGACAUCACCAGCUCAAUUAGGUGGUUCUAGUCCGUUUAGUGAGCACAAUUACGAUGCUUUAGGGACCUCACCUGUAGUUUCCUCUAUACCGAAGUAUGUGUCUCACACUAGACCACAGACGUCUGACAUAAAUGAUAAUGUUAAUAAAUAUCUUACCGGAUUAGUGGAUUAUUUCAUAUCAAAUGAAUCAAAGACAAAUAAAGAUAUACCACCUGAAUUAUUAUUACCACCCAUGCAUAGUGCCCCAUACAUUGAUGUACCUAUUGACCCUGAAUUACAUACUGCCUUCCAUUGGACUUGUUCAAUGGGGACUUUACCUAUCAUUGAAGCAUUAUAUCAAGUAGGUAGCAGUCCUCAUUCUGUUAACUCAUCAGGACAAACCCCAUUAAUGAGAAGUUCAAUGUUUCACAACUCUUACACCAAAAGAAGUUUCCCAAAAAUCUUUGAACUCCUCCGAGAGACUGUAUUUGAUGUUGAUUCUAAUUUACAAACCGUCAUACAUCAUAUAGUAAAACGGAAAUCGUCAACUCCUUCUGCAGUAUAUUAUUUAGAUAUUGUGUUAUCUAAGCUGAAAGAUUUUGCCUCACAACAAAGGAUCGAAUUAUUAUUAAAUGCAACUGAUUGUCAUGGAGAUACUGCAUUACAUAUCGCAGCAAAAAAUGGAGAUGAUAAAUUUUUUAACACUUUAAUUAGCAAUGGUGCUUUAUGCACAGUUCCGAAUAAGGAUGAUUUAACACCAAAUGAAAUUAUGAAUCAACAUUAUAAAGAAGCUUUAAGAAAUCAAGCAGAUAUGGAUCACAAUAAAGUAAGAGAUUCCUUAUUGGAAGACUCGUUGAGUCUGUCAAAUGACUAUAAUAUGUAUCCAUCCGCUGCUGCCACAAAGUUUUCAAGAGGUAUACCUAAUAUAGUUAGGUCAAUGAAGAAUAUUGCUGAUAGAUACAAUCAAAUCUUUCAAGAAAGAGAGAAUGAAUUAAGAACAUUAGAAAAGACAUUGGCAAGUAUGAGAAAUACUGCGGUUAAGUGUAAUACCAGAUUGGUGGAUCUUUUGUAUAAAAAUUAUGAAGUAUCAGAUGAUCGCAACAACUUACAUCUGGCCAUAAAUAAGGAAAAUAUCGAGAAAUUACUUUUAUUACAAAAAAAUGUGACCAAUUCAGCAAGAGAAGAAGUCUAUCAACUACAAAAAAAUCUUCAUAGCAAAAUUGAAAAAGCACAAUUAUAUAAAUUGAAAUCCUAUAUUGACAACAAUAAAAGUGAUAAUGAUAUUGAUACAGAAGAUGAUUGUGACACUAAGAAGCAUGAGGAAAAUGAUAUGACAGAUGAAUUAUAUAAAGUUUUAAGACAAUCUAUUAGAUUAGAAAAAUACCAAUACAAAAGAAAAAUUAUAAUUCAAAAAAUCAUAAAUUCAAUUAAGGGUAAUAACAAUAUUCCUAAAUAUAGAAAAAUGAUUAGCCAAGGUACAGAAAUAUCCACGGAUCAAAUAGAUGAUAUGUUGCAUGUUAUAUUACAAAACUUAGAAAAUCUUAAUGAUAAAUCUUAG
This is a messenger RNA of Arxiozyma heterogenica, 2547 nucleotides long. It is a transcript of the gene MBP1, whose product is annotated as transcription factor MBP1. Gene Ontology annotation, molecular function: transcription regulator activity; DNA binding; protein binding. Bases 1 to 2547 code for a protein of 848 amino acids. NCBI's taxonomy places the organism in Eukaryota, Fungi, Ascomycota, Saccharomycetes, Saccharomycetales, Saccharomycetaceae. The record is from RefSeq and is a predicted model, not a curated record. The transcript has a single exon. Gene Ontology annotation, cellular component: MBF transcription complex; SBF transcription complex.